GUUGCCACUAAUGGGUUUAUUGCAGUGAAUGAACCUUCAACUGAAGAAAAAUAUCUUGGUCAAUUCCCAGUCAGUUUUGGGGCUAUUGCUCCUUUUAUGGCUGACCUGGACACAACAGAUGGACGUGGAAAUGUGUAUUACAGAGAAGAUUCAUCCUCAGAUGUCUUGCAACUUGCAUCAGACUAUAUCAAAAGAGGUUUUCCUGAGACUACUUUUGAUCCCAGCAGUGUUGUCAUUGUUACCUGGAAGCUCGUGGCUCCUUACCAAGCACCAGGAGAAGAUCAUGCUUUGGAAGAAAAGAGAAACACAUUCCAGGCUGUUUUAGCCUCUUCUGAGUCCAGUUCCUAUGCUAUUUUCCUUUAUCCAGAAGAUAGUUUGCAGUUCUAUAGUACAUACACCAAGAACGAUGACGGAAUGAUUCCUGCUAUGGUUGGCUUUAGUCAAGCCUCUACAAACUACUACUUUUGGGAAAAGCCAGGAUCCUACAAUGUCAUUGCUAAUGAUGAAGACAGCAUUAGAAACCUGCACAAAAGCAGCAAUGCUGGAAAACAAGGUGUCUGGGUGUUCGAGAUUGGUAGCUCAUCUGACAGUGUUGUGCCUGCCAAGAUCAGCAACAUUUCCGAGAGCCUAGAGUCCAAUGAACAAGACCAGGAGAUGACUUCAAAAUCAUUUAUGUCAGACUAUGGCUCCACUGAAAUAAGACAGCAGUAUGUCACCAGUAGUACAGACAACACAGAAGAGGAUCAGCACCACGUUACAUAUAGUGUUCCUCAGCUAGCUGCAGAAGACUUUCUGACUUCAUACCAAGAUGUAACAGGAACACCUUUGACUGAGUCUUUUAACAGUCAUCAAGAUUUUCCAACAGCAAAAGCUCCACCUCGCCAGUUCCAGGUCCAGCAGUUCCCCCCACAGCAACCCCAAGUCAUAGAUGUAGAAGAAUUUGAUGAAACUGGUAUAGUGUUUCGCUACCACACGGAUGUCCAACAGACCUGUGCUAACAACCGCCACCAGUGCUCUGUUCAUGCUAUUUGCAAAGAUUAUCCCAAUGGAUUUUGUUGCAGUUGUAUUGCUGGUUACAAAGGAAAUGGCAGACAAUGUGUAGCAGAAGGUUCUCCUCAGAGAGUCAACGGGAAGGUCAAAGGAAGAAUCUUUGUUGGAAAUAACCCCGUUCCAGUUGUAUUUGAGAACACUGAUCUCCACUCCUAUGUUGUGAUGAACCAAGGGCGUGCCUACACUGCUAUUAGCACAAUCCCAGAGACUUUGGGGUAUUCGUUACUGCCUCUUGCCUCUAUUGGAGGUAUCAUAGGAUGGAUGUUUGCUGUGGAACAGCAAGGAUAUAAAAAUGGAUUCAGUGUUACUGGUGGCGAGUUUACACGGCAAACUGAAGUAACUUUUCUUGGCAACAAUGAGAAGCUGGUUAUAAAGCAGAAAUUCAGUGGAAUUGAUGAGCAUGGUCACCUUACCAUCAGCACAGAAAUGGAGGGCAGAAUACCUGAGAUCCCAUCUGGUGCAUCAGUCCAUAUAGAACCGUACACUGAACUCUAUCACACUUCUAGCUCUGUGAUCACUUCAUCGUCCACCAGGGAGUACACGGUGACAGAGCCGGAAAGGGACGGGAUUGCUUCCACGUACAUGGGCGCCUAUCAGUGGCGACAGACCAUAUCGUUUGAUGAAUGCAUUCAUGAUGACUCUCACCACGCUGCUUCUGCUACUCAGCAGCUUUCAGUGGACAGUGUGUUUGUCCUGUAUAACCGAGAUGAGCAGAUUCUGCGAUAUGCUAUGAGUAAUUCCAUCGGCCCAAUCAGUGAUGGUUCUGCUGAUAUUAACCGGAAUCCUUGCUACACCGGUACCCAUAACUGUGACACCAAUGCGAUAUGCCGUCCAGGAACUGGAAAUCGUUUCUUCUGCGAAUGUUCGAUUGGAUUCCGUGGAGAUGGAAACGUUUGUUAUGAUGUUGACGAAUGUUCAGAGCAACCAGCUCUAUGUGGCAGCAAUGCAGUCUGCAAUAACCAGCCAGGAACCUACCGCUGCGAGUGUGUUGAGGGAUACCAGUUUGCAGCAGAUGGGCAGACUUGUGUCGGUGAGUUUCACAUUUCUUAUAAAAGCACUGCCCACCAGCUCCCAGCU
Molecule: messenger RNA, 2127 nt
Organism: Pelecanus crispus (Dalmatian pelican)
Lineage: Eukaryota; Metazoa; Chordata; Aves; Pelecaniformes; Pelecanidae
Source: RefSeq, a predicted model, not a curated record